AUGGGAAAAGCCAAGAGGAACACCAAUGUUAAAAGGUUGAUCUUGACGAUCAUGAUGAGUAUUAUUGGCUUAUAUGGGUUGAUGAGGUUUUUAAAUAAUCAUAAGAGUACAGAUCUUCAAAAAAUUUUACAAAAUUUGCCAAAGGAAAUAUCUCAAAAUGUUUUACAGGCAGCUAGUACUCAGCAAAAGAACGAUGUUGAUGUAAUUGCAAAAUUUGAAGAAUUGUUUGGUGAAAUUAAAAAAAACCAAGAAGAGCAGGCUAGACAAUUGGAAAGACAACGUCGUGUUUUAGAAAGAAAGAUACAGAAAUUAAAACAAGGUAGCCAAGGUGAUACCCUACGUGAAAGAUUAGCUUACACCUUUGAGUAUGAUGCUUCUAAAAAAUUUCCUGCUUUUAUUUGGCAAUUAUCACCAUUUGAUGAUCCAAGGGAAGAUCGUCAAAAAAUUAAUGGUGACAGUAAUGAAGACACUAUCUCUCUGGUUAAAAAUUCUGUGAGAUUAUGGGAUGACAAAAAUCCAGGUUUUGUUCAUGAAAAAUUAGACGAUCAUGUAAUGGGUGCAUUAGUACAUCAUUUUUAUUCAUCCACCCCAGAAGUUAUCAAAGCUUAUGAGGCUUUACCAUCUAAACUAUUAAAAAUUGAUUUCUUUAAAUAUUUGAUUUUGUUAGCUCGUGGAGGUAUCUAUGCAGACAUUGAUACAGAACCUUUACAACCAAUUCCUAAUUGGUUGCCUGAACAUAUUUCACCAAGUUCUAUUGGGUUGAUUGUAGGAAUUGAACAUGAUGCCAAAACUCAAGAUUGGAAAAAUUAUUAUGUAAGAAGAUUACAAUUUGGAACUUGGAUUAUACAGUGUAAACCAGGUCAUCCAGUGUUAAGAGAAAUCGUGGCUAGAAUAACUGAAGAAACAUUAAAACGUAAAACUGAAAAUGGUUUGAACGUUAAUCUGAGAAACGAUUUAAUGGUUAUGAAAUGGACGGGUUCAGGUAUCUGGACUGAUGUAAUCUUUUCAUACUUUAAUGAUUACUUGAAGAGUGGAAUUAAUAAAAAGGUUAAUUGGAAAGAAUUUACUAGUUUGAAUGAACCCAAAUUACUGAGUGAUAUCCUUGUAUAUCCAAAAUACUCAUUUGAUGUACCAAAAGAUGCCAAGGACAAUAAUAACGAAAAAUCUUAUUAUUUAGUAUCUCACAGAAUGAAGAAAACUUGGAAAGCACUACCAAAUGGAAAGUAA
Molecule: messenger RNA, 1227 nt
Organism: Vanderwaltozyma polyspora DSM 70294
Lineage: Eukaryota; Fungi; Ascomycota; Saccharomycetes; Saccharomycetales; Saccharomycetaceae
Exons: 1
Coding region: 1-1227 (408 amino acids)
Biological process (GO): protein N-linked glycosylation
Cellular component (GO): mannan polymerase complex
Molecular function (GO): alpha-1,6-mannosyltransferase activity
Source: RefSeq, a predicted model, not a curated record